AUGGUAUGUCAGCAGCUGCGGCACAUGCCAGGUAGCAAAAACAUCAACGCAACCACCAGAAGGAUUAGCAAGACGUCUACCCAUAGCGCAGAGGAAAUGGGACGUUUUUGGCAAACUAAACAUAAGAUUAACGUACCAUUUGCAUUUGACAGAAAAGAGGCUAAAAAACGCGGUGAAGGUGGUAACAUAAUUGGUGCACAAUUCAAAGGAAAAGUUUUCGUUUUAGAAGAUGUUAUCACAGGCGGUACAUUGAUCAGACACUCGAUAAACCUCAUCAAGAAUACAGGGAAACGUAUGAUUGUUGAGUAG
Messenger RNA from Wallemia mellicola CBS 633.66, 309 nucleotides. RefSeq lists its product as hypothetical. Bases 1 to 309 code for a protein of 102 amino acids. NCBI's taxonomy places the organism in Eukaryota, Fungi, Basidiomycota, Wallemiomycetes, Wallemiales, Wallemiaceae. Gene Ontology annotation, molecular function: orotate phosphoribosyltransferase activity. The transcript has a single exon. The record is from RefSeq and is a predicted model, not a curated record. Gene Ontology annotation, biological process: pyrimidine nucleotide biosynthetic process; pyrimidine ribonucleoside biosynthetic process; 'de novo' pyrimidine nucleobase biosynthetic process. Gene Ontology annotation, cellular component: cytoplasm.